AUGCCACAACCAUCCUCACCAACGAAACCAAAACGUCGUAAUUCAUUAAGAGAACAGUGGGACACCACCACAAAAGUCGUUAAUGUAAAACAAAAGAUUCAUUCAAACAUAGCUGAUAAAUAUACGGAAUUACAAAAAUCAACCUUCACAAGAUGGGUUAACUUGCAAUUACGUAUGAUUGAUAUUAAUCAUAUGGAUAAUUCCUCCUCAAAGAAAAAAUUUCCAGAAAUCAAGGCAAUUGACAAGGAUUUUCGAGAUGGAAAAAAAUUAAUACAAUUACUUGAAAUAUUAUAUCCAAAUGAUUCGGAAUUACCAAAACUUGAACGUGGUAGUACGAGACAUCAUCAAAUUGCUAACGUUAGUAAGGUAUUGAAAUUCUUACAAAAACAUUUGGAUGAAAAAGGUUUAACCGCAUUGGCGGCUAUAGGCGCUGAAGACCUCGUUGAUGGUAGUGUUAAGUUGACUUUAGGAUUGAUUUGGUUAAUGAUUUCAAAAUUUAUACAAACGUUUAGCGUACAAUUUGAAGUUACUGAGGAGGAAUUAGAAGAAGUUGAAGAAAGAUUUAAAGAAACUAUGAAUAAUAAGAAAGAAUACAAUAAACACGAUGACAUUCAAAAGCUUUUGUUUAAUAAUGAUGAUGAAAAUGAAAUAAAGUCUUUUGAAGAAUUUCAACAACAAUUUAGAUCUCAUUUUAUUAGCGUCGAAGAAAUCUUUAAUGAGAAAGUUAUUUCUCCUACAAUUUACGAGGAAGAAGAAAUAGAUACGUGUAAUGCGCAAACAUCCGCAGAAGAUAAUUCCCCCAUCACUUCUCCCUCUCCUUCACCCUUAGUUCCUGAAAUAAUCAUUUCAGAGCUUCCAAAAAAAAAUUUGCUAAACUUAUCAAAGUCUGAAAAGCGAUUAUCAUUACCAAUAUUUCAAUCCACGAUCACUAACGAUAAUAAAUCAAAUGACAAUCAAUCCUCAAAGCGGUUUACAACCUUACGUUUGAAUUCUUCACCAAUAAAUUCCAAUACGUCUAAUUUAUUGUUUUGGAUUAACAUGCAAUUAAUUAAUUAUACAACGUUAUUACCUUCAUCGAAUUAUCCUUUGGAAGAUUUUAUAGGAUUGAAUGAUGGUAUCGUAUUAGCUGCUCUGAUUAAAUGUUUGAACAUUGAAUGGGAAAUGGGGGAAAUAGAUUUACUAAACCCUGAAGAGAUUAAGAUUGAAUUAUGUGAUACCAAAGACCUAAGCGAAGAAGAACUUUGUGAAAGAGAACUUUAUAAAGAGUUCAAAGCAAAAGAAAGGUUAUCAAAAUGCUUUAGUAUUAUAGAGAAGAAGUUGAAAGUACAACAACCAAAAGCUUUAAUUUCAAUGUUGAUCGAAAAAGAUUAUAAUGAUAAAGAAAGAUUGAAGAGAACUGGAUUAGCUUGGAGUGUUUAUAUAAGUGAAAUUUUUUUGACUAUAACUAAUGCCAAGAAUAAACGAAAGGAAUUGAAAAGACGGAGUAGGUUGUUAAUGAGUGAUAUCGAAGAAAAUACAGAAGAGAAAGAAGAAAAGACCGAAAAAGGAAAGGAGAAAGAGAAGGAAAUUCCCAAAGAGCACGUUAUUAAAUUCGAUUAUGACGCUAUAUACAAUCAUCUACCUUCAAGCAUUGAUGAUAAUCAGAAGAAAAAUAAGAAAUCAAGGGGAUGUCUUCCGUUCUUUAAUGCGCCAGAUGACGAUGACGAUCCAUUUUUGCCACCUUGGACACCUCCUGCCGCCUCUUUAAUUUCCAUGAUAUGGGAAUGGACUUUAAAUUGGCUAUUAAAUAAUGAAGAGGAUGAUGAUGAAAUGGAUUUUUUCUUGGGAGUAUAA
Funneliformis caledonium is the source of this 1833-nucleotide messenger RNA. Lineage: Eukaryota; Fungi; Glomeromycota; Glomeromycetes; Glomerales; Glomeraceae. The record is from the annotation of a GenBank genome assembly.